Molecule: messenger RNA, 1299 nt
Organism: Naegleria fowleri
Lineage: Eukaryota; Heterolobosea; Eutetramitea; Acrasida; Naegleriidae
Exons: 1
Coding region: 1-1299 (432 amino acids)
Biological process (GO): positive regulation of transcription by RNA polymerase II
Molecular function (GO): RNA polymerase II cis-regulatory region sequence-specific DNA binding; protein dimerization activity; DNA-binding transcription factor activity, RNA polymerase II-specific
Source: RefSeq, a predicted model, not a curated record
AUGGGACGAAAGAAAAUAGCCAUUCAACCCCUCACGGAUGAACGUAAUCGUCAUGUGACCUUCAACAAACGUAAACAAGGUCUUGUCAAAAAGGCGAUGGAGUUAUCCAUUCUGUGUAAUUGCCAAAUAUCCCUCGUCAUAUUUAACUCUGAAAAUCAAUUGUUUGAGUAUUGCAGUACAGAUCCAAGAUCUAUCCUACAGAGGUAUUGCCAAGUGGCACACUUACCUCAUGAACGAUUAACCAAUGCUGAAUAUACCAAGUUCGAUAAGAGUGGUAAUUUAGCAACAACAACGACCGGAACGACUGACACAAGUUCCAUCGAUGUAACACAAGCGAGUCAAGAUGCCUCUUCUUCAACCAACAACACAACAACAACAACAACACAGACGGCUACUACUACUACUACUGGUGCUGCAGCAUCAACAACAAACAAUGGAAGCAGCAAAUCAAAAUCGAAAUCAAAGACACCAAAGAAAAGAAAGUCCAAAAAGGAGAAGAGUGAAAGUGAAGAUUCCGAUCAAGAGACCACAACCAGCACCAAAAACAAAUCGUCGUCAUCAUCAUCAACUUCUAAGGUUCAUGGUGCACUUCCAGUUUCAUCAGAGCAAAUCAAUGCAAAGGCAGCUCUUGUUUCACAACAACAACAACCACCAUUGGCUAUACCUCCUUUUGCUGCCUACACUCAAUUUACAGGUCAGCAGGUCUAUGCAGAUCCAAUUACUACAACACCACAAACUGCAUUGCUGAACACAUUUUUGAGUGGUGGAGAAUUUGAUCCUCUCACUCCCAGAACGGCUCAGGCCAUCGACAACAUUUCUCGCAAUGUUCUCGAAAAUCAAAAGAAGAGAAAUUCUCCAACCACAGGCUCUGAAAAGACUCAAGAUGAAGCUGAAUCACCAUCACAAAAGAAGAGAAAAACUGGACUCACCAUUCAAGUUCCUAACAAUAAGAACGUACCUCUCAAGAGAAUUGAGAGUUCUCUCUCUGAAUCAGCUCAACAAUUAGAAAAUGGAGAGGGUGACUUUAUUGCUCCAGCAAGCAGUAGUGCAACCAAUGCUACAAGUGCAUUACCGACCAGUAGCAGCAAUCCUUUAAGUGGUGUACUUCCUACUCCUCAAACAUCGGGCUUCCCUCUGGAAACAAAGACUCCUCUCUCUUCACUUCUCAAUUCGAACUUUUUUGAUACGAGCACAACCCCAACAAGUCUGGGCGUAUCUUGGAACGAUGUUCCAUCACCAUUCACCGUGCUAAAGGAAAAUCAAGCAAAGAUGGAAAGAAGCAACAAAGACAAAAUCUAA